AUGCUGGAGCGGUUGAUGAAGUACUGGGGGCUGCCGCUGUGGAUGGUGCGGGCGGGGGCGGAUCCGCACUUGCGGCGGCGGUACUUAUCUGUGGGUUGCAGCAGCAGCAGCAGCAGCAGCAGCAGCAGCAGCAGCAGGAGGCGGCGGCGAGGUGUAUGUACGCUGCGGCUGCCGCGGGGGGUGCUGGGAGUGCGCGUGUGUCUGGACUUUUUGUUUUACUGGGAAGCAGCAGCAGUUGCUGCUGCUGCUGCGAUGUGUGGGGCGCACUUGGGGGUGCUGCUGUACUCUGUGCUGCAGGAGGAGGGCCCGCUGUGGGGCCUGGCGUACUUCCCGCUGCUGCUGCUGCUGCUGGGGGCCUCGGCGGUGCGGCUGUGCUGCUGCUGCUGCGUGCUGCAGCGGGUGCGGGACCUGCGGCUGGUGUGGUGGUCCAGACCAGUGGACCAGGAGCUGGCGAGUUUGCUGCGGAGUUGCUGCUGGCAGCUGGCGCGGCUGGCGUGGUGCUGCUGCUGCAGCGUGAUGUUUGCUGCGCUGCACGCCAUGUACACGGACGGCAGCUGCAGCGCGGCCGCACGCAGCAGCAGCAGCAGCAGCAGCAGCAGCAGCAGCGCGCCGCUGCUGUGCCGGUACAUGGCGGCGCUGGUGCUGGGCUUCCUGUCGCUGCUGGGCCCGAGCGUGCUGCUGCUGCUGCUGUCGGCCGCGGGCUUCCUGCUGGCGCUGCUGCUGCCGGAGCAGCAGCUGCAGCGGCUCUUCCGCAACGAGCCCCUCGCCAGCUGCGCGCUCCCGCUGCAGCUGCUGCAGCGCCUGCGGCCCGUGCCCUGGGCCCAGCUGCGGUGGGGGCCCCCGGGCGCCCCCGGGGCGCCCCCGGGCGGCGGCGGCCCGGAGGGGGCCCCCCAGGGGGGCCCCGAGGCGCGCCCGCAGCGGGACCCCGACGGAGCGGGGGCCCCCGGGGGGGGGGCCCCCGGGGCGGGGGGCCCCGGAGGGCGAGGGGGUUCAGUAGGGGCCCCCACUGCAGCGGGGGAGGGCGCGGACUGUGGGGCGGGGGCGGGGCCGGGGGGGCCCCCAGAGGGCCCCGGCGACGCGCUCUGCGGGGCCCCCAUUGAGGGGCCCCAGGGGGGCCCCAGUGGGGGGCCCCCCACAGUUCCUGCGCCGGAGGAGGCCCUGGAGCCGGAGGAGCAGCACCAGCAAAGCCCCAGCAGCUUCCUGCUGCAGCUACCCAGCAGCAGCAGCAGCAGCAGCAGCAGCAAGUUAGGGGAGAGAAACGGCGCUGCUCUUCGCGGCGGCCCCACAGCCGCCCCUUAG
This is a messenger RNA of Eimeria tenella, 1299 nucleotides long. RefSeq names its product zinc finger (C3HC4 RING finger) protein, putative. The transcript is spliced from 2 exons. The record is from RefSeq and is a predicted model, not a curated record. NCBI's taxonomy places the organism in Eukaryota, Apicomplexa, Conoidasida, Eucoccidiorida, Eimeriidae. The coding region runs from base 1 to 1299 and encodes 432 amino acids.